This is a messenger RNA of Harmonia axyridis, 2272 nucleotides long. RefSeq names its product BTB/POZ domain-containing protein 9 (gene BTBD9). The transcript has 11 exons. Lineage: Eukaryota; Metazoa; Arthropoda; Insecta; Coleoptera; Coccinellidae. Gene Ontology annotation, biological process: circadian behavior; modulation of chemical synaptic transmission; adult locomotory behavior. The coding region runs from base 497 to 2032 and encodes 511 amino acids. The record is from RefSeq and is a predicted model, not a curated record. Gene Ontology annotation, molecular function: protein binding.
GGAUUUAAUUCGCAUCUCAUUAUAAUUUAUAUUUACAUAUGACCAAACCACCAAAUUUCACUGUUGACUAAAAAAUAUACAGUGCUGUGUCUUGAGAACACAUUUACGAAUCCUAUACAUAACUCAACAUUACUUGUUUUUCGAAAUCUGAGAAGUUUCUAAGAAGUAUCAUACAUGCCUGGCAGGAUCUGGAUAAAAAUACGUUAUUUAUUCCUUACAUGAUUUGUUUUGUGUCCGUGAAUCAGUGUUUCUAUCCCUUUGUUCUGCUUAGUCUCAGGAAGUUCCGCGGUUAAAAAUGAUUCUGUAUAAGCGUCUAUGAUUCACUGACAAAUUCACAGUGAGACAAUUCUAAAAGGUCAUUUUAGCCUCUAGAAGCGAGUAUUUCAGAGCAUUACUUUAUGGAGGAUUGAAGGAAACAAACCAGUCGGAAAUUGUACUCUCAGAUGCCCCCUUGAAGGCAUUCAAAAUUUUGCUGAAGUAUAUCUAUACAGGCCACAUGUAUCUGAUGACACUCAAAGAGGAAAUAAUUCUGGACACCCUGGGCUUAGCCAACCAGUAUGGUUUUGUGGAACUAGAGUCGGCUAUUUGUGAUGUUCUGCAGCAACUCCUCUCUCUGCGUAAUGUAUGCGCUGUCCUUGACACGGCGCAGGUUUAUGGACUUGGCAAUCUUGUUAAAGUAUGUCAUAAUUUCAUGGAUAGACAUGCUUCAAAGAUUUUGGCUCAUGAAUCUUUCCUUCAGCUGUCACAGUCUUCCCUGAUUGAUUUGCUCAAAAGGGAUUCCUUCUUUGCUCCUGAAGUGGAAAUAUUCCAAGGGGUUCUCAAUUGGAGCAAAGCUAAUGAAGAUAUUGGAGAUAAUGUUCUAAAAUGUGUUCGAUUGCCAUUAAUGACAGUUACACAGUUGUUGUCCGUUGUGCGACCUGCUAGCAUAGUUAAACCAGAUGCCUUGUUGGAUGCAAUUGCAGAAAGAACAAAUGUUAGACUGAGCAGCUUACCCUAUAGAGGACAAUUACUGAUAAACGAGAAUGUGCUUAGUCAGUAUUCAGAUUCUAAAGUCAUUGAGGGCGAAUUAAGAGAAUAUCUUCUUGAUGGUGACGUCACAUCUUAUGAUAUGGAGAGAGGUUAUACUAGACAUGCCAUAGUAGGUCCAGGCGACUCGGGUAUCAUUGUCAAACUUGGAACUCCAUCUAUAAUUAAUCACAUUAAAAUGCUUCUAUGGGACAGAGAUUUGAGAUCCUACUCGUACUAUAUCGAAGUAUCCAUGGAACAAAAAGACUGGGUUAAAGUAAUAGACUAUAGCAGAUACUCGUGCCGAUCUUGGCAAAAUUUAUAUUUUGAAAGCCGAGUAGUUCAGUACAUAAAGGUAGUGGGAACACAAAACACUGUUAAUAAGGAUGUUUUUUCCAUGAAGGUUUUCCAUUUGGUAAAUUUGGAGGCUUACUACAGGCCUGAAAUUCCAAAAUUGGUCGAUGGUGUCAUAUGUCCCACUUACAACGUUGCCACUUUGAAGAAAAGCGCCAUUGUUAUAGAAGGGGUGAGCCGUGCUCGAAACGCUCUCCUGAAUGGUGAUACUAAACACUAUGAUUGGGACUCGGGGUACACUUGCCACCAGUUGGGUUCUGGUUGUAUUCUGGUCCAAUUGGGGCAACCAUAUGUAGUAUCCAGUCUUAGACUACUGCUCUGGGACUGUGAUGAUAGAAGUUAUAGUUAUUACAUUGAGACAUCCGUUGAUGUGUGGAGUUGGGAAACUUUGGUUGAUAAUACUCGAGAAAAUUGUAAAUCUUGGCAAGUGAUCACCUUCCCUCCUAGGCCUGUCCUUUUCAUCAAAAUAGUCGGAACUAACAAUACUGCUAAUGAGGUCUUCCAUUGUGUUCACCUAGAAUGUCCGUCCCAAGAAGAAAUAAACAUAUUCCCUACGUCUUCAAAGCCAUCUGUUUCGAAAGCUCAAAAAGAAAAUCAGACACCAGAGGUUUUGGCUCCCACUGAAACUGCUACAGAGGCUGAGGAGGAAAUACCACCACUUCUUGAAUUCUGAAAUGACAAUAUGAGAAAAUGUAUUGAAUUCAGUGGAAUGAAUAAAGAAUUAUUUUUUAGUAUCUAAAAAUUCAAGAAUCUAUUGCAUUCUGUUGUUGGUUGUUCUGUUAAAGCGAGAGGAUAUUCAAUUUUACUAGAUGAAUUACGGAUAUUCGUUUAUUCAUUAACUGAUUUGCUUCUUUUGUUUAUAUUGAUGCAAUAUAUGUAAAUUUAUAUGUUGAAUAUAUUCUAUAAUGUUUUA